Hibiscus syriacus is the source of this 656-nucleotide messenger RNA. RefSeq names its product 40S ribosomal protein S16. Gene Ontology annotation, cellular component: ribosome; cytosolic small ribosomal subunit. The transcript has a single exon. The record is from RefSeq and is a predicted model, not a curated record. Gene Ontology annotation, biological process: translation; maturation of SSU-rRNA from tricistronic rRNA transcript (SSU-rRNA, 5.8S rRNA, LSU-rRNA). Bases 76 to 513 code for a protein of 145 amino acids. NCBI's taxonomy places the organism in Eukaryota, Viridiplantae, Streptophyta, Magnoliopsida, Malvales, Malvaceae. Gene Ontology annotation, molecular function: structural constituent of ribosome; RNA binding.
AAGCUUACGCGAGGGGGUUUUGCUUAAAGGUAAGAGCCGUCGUUUUUAUCUGCGAAACUCAUAAUCGGAACGACGAUGGCGGAGAAAGCAAUCGAAUCGGUGCAAUGCUUCGGCCGCAAGAAGACGGCGGUGGCCGUAACGUACUGCAAGAGAGGCCGUGGUCUGAUUAAGAUCAACGGCUGUCCCAUCGAGCUCGUCGAGCCGGAGAUCCUACGUUUCAAGGCCGUCGAGCCAAUCCUUCUCCUCGGUCGUCAACGCUUCGCCGGCGUCGACAUGAGGAUCCGAGUCAAGGGAGGAGGUCACACUUCUCAGAUCUACGCUAUCCGCCAAAGCAUCGCUAAAGCACUCGUGGCUUUUUACCAGAAGUACGUUGAUGAGCAGAGCAAGAAGGAGAUUAAGGAUAUUUUGGUCAGGUACGAUAGGACUUUGCUGGUUGCUGAUCCCAGGAGGUGCGAGCCCAAGAAGUUCGGAGGAAGAGGUGCUAGGGCUAGGUUCCAGAAGAGUUACCGUUGAAGAAGCUUUAUGGUUCGUUUUAAUAUGGUUAUGCUUGUUUCGAAUUAAGUUUUUAUUAUGUGUUUAAAUUAGCUUCGACUUGUGUUUCAGAAUUUUUGGAUGUUUGUUUUGCUUGUUUAAAUUUAUAGAUAAAUGCUUAAGAC